Messenger RNA from Penaeus vannamei (Pacific white shrimp), 997 nucleotides. The record is from RefSeq and is a predicted model, not a curated record. NCBI's taxonomy places the organism in Eukaryota, Metazoa, Arthropoda, Malacostraca, Decapoda, Penaeidae.
GCGUACAGGCCGCCCACCCCUCCAAGUGGCACGCACCGUUAUUUCUUCUACCUGUACAAGGAGAGCCAGAAGCAGUUGCCAAAAGUCGACAGGAGGGGAAAAUUCGUUCUCCAGACAUACGUCGAUGUCAAUGGACUCGUUGGCCCCAUCGCCAUGAACAUGUUUAAAACUUCUAAAUAGUAGGGGAAGUCUUCGCCCCUCUUCCCAUUUCUCCUUUUUGUGUUUCCUUAUUUCUUUUUUCCAUUAUGGAGUAUUGGGGAAGGUUGCCAUGUAUGCAUUAAUCUAAUGAAAGCGUAAUAAUUAGAUGCUUGAUUUACUUUAUGUACUUAUAUGGACUCUUAAGGUUGAUGUUAGUGCACAAUAUCCUCAUAAUUCUUUAGCCGAUUUUCGCUUGCGCUUUGGUUUAUUUAUUUUCUCUUUAUCUAACACCUUAUAACCUAUCCAAACUAAUGUUUAUUCCCAGUGUCUUUACAAAGAAGUAAUGUUAAACGCAGUGAAAUUCUUCCCGAAUAUUUGGAUUGUUAUUUUAGUUUAAAGCAUUUGAUGAACUUAAAAGACUUGGACACUGACUGAAUUGAUGCAUUUGUUCGUUUUCUUUACGGCAUUUACCAGUGCCUAAGCUAGCUCUGUUGAAGAGUAUAUUUAUUUUAUGGAAAAUAUCAAUGUUCUCGGACUUUCGUCUGUAUUAAGGAAAUACUUAAUAGAAUUAAUUAAUACGUUGAAACUUGCUGGAAAAAAACACGGAUUAAAAAUAAAACUUAUUUUUUGAAUGAAUAUAAUUUUUCGAGGAAACUAUUAAUGUAUUCUACCUUGGGAGACUUAACAUAUUUAAGUAUGAAGAGGAAAAAAAUAUAAAUAUACAUAUAUUUUAAGUUUCUGCAUCAGCCUGAGGUGGUGGUGGUUGAAAUGCAAUCUUAAGUCCUAUUAUCUUGCUUUGAGGAUUUAAUGAUGAUUCACUGUAUUACAUUGGUGUAAACAAAUAAAAACAUGUAGCAGA